AUGCCCAUCCUCAAGCAGCUGGUGUCCAGCUCCGUGCACUCCAAGCGCCGCUCCCGCGUGGACCUCACGGCCGAGAUGAUCAGCGCGCCGCUGGGCGACUUCCGCCACACCAUGCACGUGGGCCGGGCGGGGGACGCCUUCGGGGACACCUCCUUCCUGCACAGCAAGGCCGGGGAGCUGGAGGGCGAGCCCCCCGACGAGCAGGCGUCUGCCGCGCCCGCCUCCUCCUCCUCCAAGCGCGGCCUCCUGUCCCGCAAGUUCCGGGGCAGCAAGCGGUCGCAGUCGGUGACCCGGGGGGACCGGGAGCAGAGGGACAUGCUGGGCUCGCUGCGGGACUCCGCCCUGUUCGUCAAGAACGCCAUGUCCCUGCCCCAGCUGAACGAGAAGGAGGCCGCGGAGCGGGGCGCCGGCAAGCUGCCCAAGAGCCUGUCGUCCAGCCCCGUGAAGAAGGCCAGCGGCGGGGAGGGGGGCCCCGAGGCGGCCCUCGGGGAGGAGGGGGUGCCCCGGCCGCGGAACGGGGCCGCCUCCCCCCACGCCCUCGACCCCCUCCUGGACGAGCAGGCCUUCGGGGACCUGACGGACCUGCCCGUCGUGCCCAAGGCCGGCUUCGGGCUGAAGCACGCCGAGUCCAUCAUGUCCUUCCACAUCGACCUGGGGCCCUCCAUGCUGGGCGACGUCCUGAGCAUCAUGAACAAGGAGGAGUGGGACCCGGAGGAGGAGGAGGAGGAUGGCGGUUACCACGGCGACGAGGAGGAGCCGGGCGGCCUCCCCAAGGUUCCCCUUUCCGGGCGGGGGGUCCCUCUCCCAUCCAGGCAGGAAGGCAAGGCCGGCCGGGACUCGCCCCUGCAGCCCCCGCCGGUGCCGCAGGACGAGGGCUGGGCGGCCGCCGCCCCGAGUCCCGGCUCCGCCCGCAGCCUGGGCAGCCACACCACGCGGGACAGCAGCUCCCUGUCCAGCUGCACGUCCAGCGUCCUGGAGGAGCGCAGCCCCGCCUUCCAGGGGCCGGAGAGGGCCCGGGCCCCCCUCCCCAGGCAGCCCGACAAGGAGUUCUCUUUCAUGGAUGAGGAGGAGGAGGAUGAAAUCCGAGUGUGA
This is a messenger RNA of Pipistrellus nathusii (Nathusius's pipistrelle), 1092 nucleotides long. NCBI's taxonomy places the organism in Eukaryota, Metazoa, Chordata, Mammalia, Chiroptera, Vespertilionidae. The record is from the annotation of a GenBank genome assembly.